This is a messenger RNA of Sitophilus oryzae (rice weevil), 1648 nucleotides long. Its product is annotated as cyclin-Y. The record is from RefSeq and is a predicted model, not a curated record. Bases 418 to 1434 code for a protein of 338 amino acids. Gene Ontology annotation, cellular component: plasma membrane. Gene Ontology annotation, molecular function: cyclin-dependent protein serine/threonine kinase activator activity; protein kinase binding. Gene Ontology annotation, biological process: regulation of cyclin-dependent protein serine/threonine kinase activity; regulation of canonical Wnt signaling pathway. NCBI's taxonomy places the organism in Eukaryota, Metazoa, Arthropoda, Insecta, Coleoptera, Curculionidae. The transcript has 2 exons.
UUGACAGUUGACAGUUUGAUACUUUUGUCAUGGGUCGGUGUUAAAAAGUUGUUAUUUUUUGCAUUAAAAUAUAGAAAUUAGUACAUUUCAGAUCUAAAAUCUGAGUAGAAAGAAAUAUAUGAAAAGAUACUUCAAUUUAUGAUGGAAACAUAUACCAAUUCAUGGUAUUUACAUGCUCAAAUUAAAUCAAAAUAUAAGUGGGUGUGCGGUGUUUUCUCGUUUAAUCUUUAAUAUCUUUUUUAUUGUGAAGGAACAUGAGAUAAGAUAAUGAUAUUUUUACCCAUAUAAUCUUUUAUGGCCUAAUAUUGGAUUAAUUUCUACUGCAAUAUAAAAAUGCGUAAAAAAUCAACUACUUUCUUUAAUUACAAAUUCAGGAUCUGGAUCUGUUGAAGUUACUUACUAAGUUCAAAUAGCACAAUGGGUAAUAAAACUAGCUGUUGCUCAUAUUCAAGCCCACAAAGUAACCGUAGAGUGAUCAUUCCUAUCGAAGAAACUUUACACGAAGGUGAGGUUAGUGCUUCAAACUUGCAACAUAUUAGUGAAAGGGGAGGAGAUGAUGGAGAAGCUGAUCCAUCUCAGGACCCUAUGACAAAAACUAUAUUUAUUGAAAAAUCAAAAACAGCCAUUGAAAAUGGUAUGAUAAGGAGGAGAAGUCAACAUCAAAUUGCAGAUCUGAGACCUCUUAAAAAAAGUAGUUCCUGUUCUACAAUAUAUUUAGAUGAUAGUACUGUUUCUCAACCAAAUUUAAAAAACACAGUUAAAUGUGUUGCAUUAGCUAUAUAUUACCAUAUAAAAAAUCGUGAUUCUCAGAGAGAAAUAGAUAUUUUUGAUGAAAAAUUACAUCCACUUACAAGAGAUGGUGUAAGUGAUGAUUACGAUAAGUAUAAUCCGGAGCAUAGGCAAAUUUAUAAGUUUGUAAGAACUUUAUUCAAUGCAGCCCAGUUGACUGCAGAAUGUGCCAUUAUAACUUUAGUGUAUCUAGAAAGACUUUUAACAUAUGCAGAACUAGAUAUCCAGCCUUCAAAUUGGAAAAGGAUAGUUUUAGGUGCAAUCCUUUUAGCUUCGAAGGUGUGGGACGACCAAGCCGUGUGGAACGUCGACUAUUGCCAGAUCCUAAAAGACAUCUCCGUCGAGGACAUGAACGAACUGGAACGACAGUUCCUCGAGCUGCUCCAGUUCAACAUCAACGUUCCUUCCAGCGUCUACGCCAAGUACUACUUCGACCUGCGCACGCUGGCCGAGGCCAACGAUCUGACAUUCCCCAGCGAGCCGCUGAGCAAGGACAGGGCCGAGAAACUGGAGGCCAUGUCCCGCGUGAUGGAGGACAAGUACACGGCGGAGGCGAUCAAAAACGGCUUAAAAAAGUGGUCUAGUUUGGACAAUAUAACGAAUGGCGGCAUCGCGUCCCGUAGGAGCGUAGCGAUCUUGUCUUAAACCUAGAAUUUAGACUAACUAGACGCACAAAGAAUACAAGUCUUCAGUUCUUUACUCUCACACUUAAUAUUCCUAAUUUAAUGCCCUGGAGAGUUUAUACAUUUUGUAGGGUGCAGUUAGACAGUAAGUUAUAAUAUUGUAAAACCCGAAAAUUAAGAAAUUGGCGCUUAUCAUGUUUUUCCCUGGACCCUUCAUAUACAGGGUGAGUCAACGA